Molecule: messenger RNA, 1720 nt
Organism: Stegastes partitus (bicolor damselfish)
Lineage: Eukaryota; Metazoa; Chordata; Actinopteri; Pomacentridae
Product: tapasin-related protein-like
Exons: 5
Coding region: 281-1192 (303 amino acids)
Source: RefSeq, a predicted model, not a curated record
AAGCUGAACAGUAUUCAGGACGCAGACACGUAAAAUGAAGGAGACCAAUCCCACGUCGCAGCGUGCUGCAAUUACGCAACAUACUUUUACUUGUUUUGAGAUAUUUUGUUGUGAUCUCGAAUCUUAGACUGCGUGUCUUGUGUCUGCUCGAAGCGUGAUGUAAGCUGAGCGCAAAGCAGGUUUUUUUCCCUUGUAAAAUGAAAGUGAAAGUGUCCCGAGUGAGUCAGUGUGCUGCUCAAGCAACAAGGAGAACCAAGGCUCAGAUCACUAAUGAAUAAUCAUGGAUUUAAUCUCAAAGAUACUCAUUUCCCUCUGUCUAUGUGCAGGUGUGCAGAGUGUCCAACAGAUAGCAUGGCUGCCCUGUCAGUUCAUUGAUGAACAUGUGUCUCUUAACAAUGAGAGUCACGUUGACACUCAGCUCAUCCACCGAGAGGCCGUGCUGCAGUUUGGUCAGACAGGAGACUCUGCUGUUAAUCCACGAGCCGUCACCUUCCUGGUCACAGGAUCUAAGCUGGACCUGCGGCGGUACAUGGAGGGGGUGGAGGCAGAACAGUUGAAGUGUGAGAUGCGUAGGUACAGUACAGAAGGAAUCCAUGUCCGCUGGCCUGUCCAGGGGGCUCAGGGCUACAACCGCUGGUUCAGCUGCACCCUCAGACACAUUAAAGGCCUUUUUACCGUCACCGGCUUCCUCAGACACCCAUCUGACCAACCUGCACCAGGACAGCAUGACUACCUCCACUGGCCUGCAAUCGCAGAUGGAGAAAUUCUUUCCACAACAGUUGCCAUGGUCAUCAAAACACAAUCUCCAUCAGUGAAAGCAAGUCUGAGGUCCCAAAAAAAGCUCCACUGCCAAUUUGCCAUCGACCACAAGGGACCAAAGGUCACCGUGGAGUGGCACCAACUACAUCGUGGAAAGAAGAUUAAACGGUUCAGCUAUAUCAGCGACUCAGGGCGGACCGAGGGGACUGGUGUUGGGCUGAAGGAACUCUCAGGUGGAGAUGCCUCCUACAACCUCCGCUCCACAGAGAUGAGCAGCGAAGGCAAAUACAUUUGUUCAGUGUCAGUGAUGCCAUUGCUGGCAGAUAUGCAAAUAAACCUGCACAUCACAGGUGAGAAAUUUAUCAUUUUACUUUUUCAAAUAGGAGGUCAUAAAUUUCUGUUGUCUGAGUUGCGUCAAGUGCAGCAUAGGUAAUGGUAACUUCUUCUGGAUACUUCUGUAAAGAGAGACAUCAGAACAUCUGCUUCUCAGCAAAGUCUUGGUUCAGGACACACCAUCCUGAAUGCUAUAGUUUUAUGCAGUAGCCACGAGUUUCAAUAUUUCAUCCUUGUUUCUGAGAAAUCUUAUUUUGUCUGUCAUUUUGACAAGACAGAUGUGUCUAAAUACUACAUUACCCAUGAAACUUGUGGUGAUUCAAGCCUUAGAUUAUAUUUGAAGGUUUCUCAAGGUUAUAAUCUUCAGCUCUUGUCAGAUGUUAGCAGCUCACAUGAUUGGAUGAUUUGUGCUGAAAUGCAGCUUGGGAGUGGUAAUCAACAUCCUCCACCAAACUUGUACCAACACAGAGCUGAUUAUAUUAAACAACCAGAUACUUUGUAGUGUAGGUGAGUUUCAUACCAGUCCAAGACUUUAUAUUCUUUAUUUAAUUGUAGCAUGCAAGAGGACUGCAUAUAUUUAUUAUGAUAAAAAUGAAUGGCAAUGUUGCUUGUGUAUUUGUCUUGUGUG